GCACAGUGCAUCUGCAUCGCAAGUUCGUGCUAACAUAUCGACAUGAAGCUGCUGGUAAUUGCCGCCCUGCUGGCCGUGGCCGCCGCCCGGCCCCAGGACCCGGCCUACGACCCCGCUGAGGAGCUCCGAGCCGCCGGCAUCGUCCGCAUGGAUAUGGUCCAGAACGACGACGGCUCCUUCCAGUACGGCUACGAGACGGCCGGCGAGGGCCAGGAGAGCUCCCAGGACGUGUCCGGACGGCCCGAGCAGAUCGGAGAGGAGGUCGGCAUCGUCAGCCAGGGCACCUACUCGUUCGUCGCCAAGGACGAGGACGGAAACGAGGUGCCCGUCACCAUCACCUGGCGGGCCGGCCCCGAGGGCGUUGUGAUGGAGGGCGCCGCCAUCCCGGUGGCUCCCGAGGACCCCAACAAGGCUGCCCAGGACGCCGCCUACGCCGCUGCCGCCGGCGCUGGUGACUUCUAAGGCGGAAAAUGAUCCGAGAACCCUGAACUAUCUCGCCUCUGUGAAGGCUGUGUGCUGAUCGAGUGGACGCACUAACACUUGUGAGUCAUUUCGCUGUCAUCAUGUGAUAUUAAUAAAUGCAGAAGUAUCAUUGA
Messenger RNA from Amphibalanus amphitrite, 596 nucleotides. RefSeq names its product larval cuticle protein LCP-22-like. The coding region runs from base 43 to 462 and encodes 139 amino acids. Lineage: Eukaryota; Metazoa; Arthropoda; Thecostraca; Balanomorpha; Balanidae. The transcript is spliced from 2 exons. The record is from RefSeq and is a predicted model, not a curated record.